GCAUUACGAAUCUCGUUGGCCUAAGCAGUAUCACACAUCUUCUUCAAGAAAAGAAUGAUGAGUACUGAGAUAUUCUUGAGCUGGAUUUUGAAAUCUCUCUGCCGAGUUCGAGAAAAAAAAAAGAUUAAUUCAAUGAUGGAUAACUAAUCAGAAAUCCUCAUAAAUAAAGGUGGGCUCCCUCCCCACCUCUUCGAUGUCUGGUGAAGAUGAUGAAUUGAAUAAGACAACACAAAUUCAUCACUGUAUAAAAACACCAAUUCCAUCAAAAUUUAGACACACAUUGUUUUCUGCAAUCGAGAUUCCUCAGCCAUGAGCUGUUGGAGCGGCGACGACGUCAUCGGCUGGUUCGAGGCGGCCGCGGAGGCGGCCGCCGCGCGGCAGACGGAGACGCUCCGCCGCAUCCUCGAGCGGAACCGCGCGGCGGAGUACCUCCGGAAGUGGCUGGGCGACGCCGACGUACAACACCUCGAAGCGUCGGCAUUGGAAUCGCUCUUCACCUCGUCGGUGCCCCUCGCGUCUCAUGCAGAUUUGGAGCCCUACAUUCGGAGAAUCGCCGACGGCGAAACGACGCCGCUGCUCACUCAAGAGCCCAUCACCACUCUCUCGUUGAGUUCUGGUACAACGGAGGGAAGGCCGAAGUACGUGCCCUUCACGCGCCACAGCUCGGAGACGACGCUUCAAAUUUUCAAGCUCGCCGCGGCGUAUCGAUCAAGGGUGUACCCGAUCAGGGAAAAAGGGAGAGUUCUCGAGUUCAUAUACAGCAGCAAGCGAUACAAGACCAAGGGCGGGAUAACGGUGGGGACCGCGACGACGCACGUCUACGCGAGCGAGGAGUUCAAGAUGAAGCAGCAACAGACCAAGUCCUAUACAUGUAGCCCCCAAGAGGUGAUCUCUAGUGGAGACUACAAGCAAUCAACCUAUUGCCACCUCCUCCUCGGCAUCCACCACUCCGAUCGGGUCGAGUAUGUGACCUCAACGUUCGCGUACAGCAUCGUGCAAGCAUUUAGGUCGUUCCAAGAGGUGUGGAGGGAGAUUUGCAACGACAUUCGGGAGGGGACCCUGAGUUCCAGGGUUACCAUCCCGGAUGUGCGGAGGGCCGUCCUGGAGGUCCUCCGCCCGAAUCCCGGCCUGGCCUCAAGAGUCGAGGCCAAGUGCCAGGAUCUAGAAAGGAGGGAUUGGGUGGGCCUAAUUCCUGAGCUAUGGCCUAAUGCCAAAUAUGUGUAUUCAAUCAUGACAGGAUCAAUGCAACCCUAUUUGAGCAAGCUCUCACACUAUGCAAAGAAUUUAGCCCUAAUUAGUGCGGAAUACGGCUCCACCGAGAGUUGGAUUGGGGUGAAUCUGGAGCCGUGUACACCACCGGAUAAGGUCACGUUUGCCGUUAUACCCACAUUUUCGUACUUCGAGUUCAUACCUCUCCAUCGGCAGAGCCACGGCGGCCCCGACGACUUCGUCGAGGACGAUCCCGUGCCACUCUCUCAAGUCAAAAUUGGACAGGAGUACGAGAUUGUGCUAACAACUUUCACAGGGCUCUACCGGUACCGGCUAGGAGACGUGGUCGAGGUGGCCGGGUUCUACCGCAACACCCCGAAGCUGAGCUUCAUCUGCCGGAGGAAGCUCAUCCUGACCGUGAACAUCGACAAGAACACGGAGAAGGACCUCCAGUCGGUGGUGGCGAGGGGCUCCCAGAUCCUCCGGAGCACGGGGGCCGAGCUGGUCGACUUCACGAGCCACGCGGACGUGGGGAAGCAGCCGGGGCACUACAUAAUCUACUGGGAGAUCGAGGGCGAGGUGGAGGAGGGCCUCCUGGGCGAGUGCUGCCGGGAGAUGGACGCGGCCUUCGUGGACCAGGGCUACGUCGUGUCGAGGAAGAGCAACUCGAUCGGGCCGUUGGAGCUGUGCAUCGUCGAGAAAGGGACGUUCAAGAAGAUCAUGGAGAAUUUCAUAGCAAAUGGGGCGGCAUUGAGCCAGUUCAAGACGCCGAGGUGCACUAGCAACCCUGUUUUGCUUAGGAUUUUGAAUGUUUGUACCAUUAAGAGGUUCCACAGCACUGCCUAUGCAUCCUAGAGAUUUGAUGGGUUGGAUUGGGCCUUGUUUUGAUGAUUAGGAGAGGGGAAUUGUGGAGAUCGGGAGUGAGAUUCGAACUCGUGAUCUUUUAGGUCGUGAAGUCAAGUCGUCUAUUUAAAUUUUUUUUUUCUAAAAGAAUUAAUAAUAGUUCCCCAUUCUCCCCGUGAGGAUUCGAAUUC
This is a messenger RNA of Salvia miltiorrhiza (redroot sage), 2243 nucleotides long. RefSeq names its product indole-3-acetic acid-amido synthetase GH3.10. The transcript has 4 exons. NCBI's taxonomy places the organism in Eukaryota, Viridiplantae, Streptophyta, Magnoliopsida, Lamiales, Lamiaceae. The record is from RefSeq and is a predicted model, not a curated record. Gene Ontology annotation, cellular component: cytoplasm. Gene Ontology annotation, molecular function: acid-amino acid ligase activity. The coding region runs from base 310 to 2064 and encodes 584 amino acids.